UACCCCGGACCCUGCCUCAGAACAACAAAUUAUUUCUCUAUUCUAGAAUCUGACAUGUGGGGCUCAGGGCGGGGCUCAGUGGAUGGUAGAGGGGUGCCUACCGUCCUCAGCACUGAAAAAAGGACCUCUCAGGACCACAGUCUUUGGCCAGAUCCCUUCAGGCCUCGGCCCGCCAUGACCCCUCCGGGCCACCUCUUGUUCCUGCUUCUGCUCCCAGUGGCUGCAGAUCAGACGCCAGCAGGUUCCUGCUCAGGAUGUGGGCCUCUGUCCCUGCCGCUCCUGGCAGGCCUGGUGGCUGCAGAUGCGGUCUUGUCACUCAUAAUCGUGGGGGUGGUGUUUGUAUGCAUGCGCCCACACAGCGGGCCUGCCCAAGAAGAUAGUCGAGUCUACAUCAACAUGCCUGGCCGAAGCUGACCUCUGCAACUUCUGGCUCUCCCGUCCUGGAUCACGAGGGGGUGCCUGGGAACACACUCCUACCGGACUGGAAUAAAGCAAUUCAAAUGCC
Peromyscus maniculatus bairdii (prairie deer mouse) is the source of this 505-nucleotide messenger RNA. RefSeq names its product hematopoietic cell signal transducer (gene Hcst). Lineage: Eukaryota; Metazoa; Chordata; Mammalia; Rodentia; Cricetidae. Gene Ontology annotation, molecular function: signaling receptor binding; phosphatidylinositol 3-kinase binding. The record is from RefSeq and is a predicted model, not a curated record. Gene Ontology annotation, cellular component: membrane. Gene Ontology annotation, biological process: positive regulation of phosphatidylinositol 3-kinase/protein kinase B signal transduction; regulation of immune response.